Messenger RNA from Zingiber officinale, 946 nucleotides. RefSeq lists its product as uncharacterized. The record is from RefSeq and is a predicted model, not a curated record. NCBI's taxonomy places the organism in Eukaryota, Viridiplantae, Streptophyta, Magnoliopsida, Zingiberales, Zingiberaceae. Gene Ontology annotation, molecular function: protein binding. The transcript has 3 exons. The coding region runs from base 100 to 741 and encodes 213 amino acids.
UCCUUUCCUGCAAUUGCUCCACUGCCCGCGUUCUCCUCUAGCAUUUGGUAUCCAAUUCAUAAACAAAACACAGUGAAAGAUUUACAAGAACAGAAAGUUAUGGCGUCGCCCAAAUAUGUUAUCAAUCCAAAGGAAGGAGAGAAGGAGGCAGACGAGAGAACAGAUCCAUUUAGGUGGAUGAUUGAUGGUUUCUCAACAAUUGCGAAUCGAGGUGCUGAUACGUAUUACUCAAGGAGUUUCACCGCCUGUGGUUUUAAAUGGAAGUUGCAACUGGAAUCAGUUUUAGAAGAAGAUGGCGAGAAAUUUAUUGGUCUUUACCUUUCAAAUGAUGAUGCAGAUUCAAAAAGCUCAGAGAUCAAGGCAAUCUACAAGCUCUUCAUAUUUGAUCAACUACAUGCGGAGCACAUACAAAAGGAAGGCGAAGACUAUUUCCAUAGCAAAUCCCAUGGAUUUUGUUGUAAGGUUGCAUUGAACAAGUUCAACAAUCCAAAAUCUGGUCUACUUGUCAAUGAUCGUUGCGUCUUUGGAGCUCAAAUCUUGGAGGCUUUUGCAUGCAAAUCAGACAAAGAAGGAAUCCAUGAAUCCUUGUCCCUUAACAAAGACCUAACUCCUCGAAUAUAUACUUGGGUAAUCAGGGGUAAUCAAGGAUGUUUCCAAAUCGAAGGAUGUACUAAUUUCUGGAGGUUUUACUGCAGGCGGCUACAACUGGAUUCCAUUACUUGUUCUUUAAUUGGAUCAUAGCUUUGAGCAUAUAAGAUAUAAUUAUUUGUUUUGUUUUAUUUUCGACAUGUCUAGGUGUAUCUGGCUCUAUCCAAACUUAGCCACAUUCAAAGACUCCCUUGGUGUUUUCUUGAGGAUGGACAAUGCUGUUAGUCUUUCUUCCAAGUCAAGUGUCUAUGUGGAUUUUAGCCUUUGCUUGUUGGAUCUACAUAAUGUCAACCAUUGG